Messenger RNA from Archocentrus centrarchus (flier cichlid), 1220 nucleotides. RefSeq names its product regulator of G protein signaling 16 (gene rgs16). The transcript has 5 exons. Lineage: Eukaryota; Metazoa; Chordata; Actinopteri; Cichliformes; Cichlidae. The record is from RefSeq and is a predicted model, not a curated record. The coding region runs from base 132 to 662 and encodes 176 amino acids.
UAAGUUUGGUGCAAACACACAAACAGGUGAUGUUUGGAGAUUUGGAUUAUAUGAUAGAAGACAGCUCUGUUUUUGUUUUGUUUUUUAAUCACUGUGCAUCUCCAUGUGAGCAUCUGAGAAUCUAAAAUACAAUGGCCAAGGAGCUGAAGGCAAGGCUGGGAAGCAUUUUGCAGAUCCAUAACUGGAAUCUAUCCUGUUGCAAAAUAGGAAAAAAUAAGCCAACCCUGGAGGAAUGCCUUAGGUGGAAAGAGUCCUUUGAAAAACUCCUUUCCAGCAAAUAUGGACUGUGUGCCUUCACAGCCUUCCUGAUGUCUGAGUUUAGUGAGGAGAACAUCGCAUUCUACUUUGCCUGUGAGGAAUAUAAAAAUACCAAGUGUCCUACCAAACUAGCUGCUAAGGCUAAGAAGAUCUAUGAUGAAUUUAUCGGCAGUGAAGCCCCCCGGGAGAUCAAUAUUGACCAUGAAACUCGUGAUAUCACCAAAGCCAACAUGAUGACCCCCACACCUUCUUGUUUUGACAUGGCCCAGCACAAGAUCUACAUGCUCAUGGCCAAAGAUUGCUAUCCUCGCUUUCUCCGCUCUCCAGCCUACAGGGAUCUAAUGUGCCAAGCCAAGCCGAGCACCAAGGCCAGAAAUCCACCCCAGCAGGAGAAGAAAGCUUGAAAUCUGUCCACGAGCCAGUAAGGGAUUUGUUGGUGAUCGCCUUAAGAUUUUAAAAAUGCAAGGAAAGUCUGGCACAAAGUGCUUCAUCAUGAAGCCACUACUGGUGCAGAUGCAGAGUUCUGCAUGAGAGCAGCUGUGGAUGGGCCCAUAGUGCAGAGGCCAUUUCUUUGAAGAAGAAAACAGAACGGAGACAAAAAGGAAAAUGGAGGAAAGCUUAAAAUGCACUGCUGUUGAUACAGACGGCGUUCGGACAGUAAAGAAAGAGUUCUACUAAACAGACUGAGUGACAAUCAAGCAGGAAGGCAACAAAUGUGGAAAAUGCACUUUUCUUAGCCAUUAGGCAAACUUUUGUAGUUGUGACGUGCAAUGUCUGUCAAAGUUGUUCACUGUAUAUGCGUAUGGGCAUGUGUAGUACUUUAUGAAUUUGUAUUUGCGUGUAAUAUGUAUAUAUAUAUAUAUAUAUGUUGAAUUUUUAAUGAAAGUUGAAAAUAAUGUGCAGUUUAAUUUAUACUACAAUAUUUAUAUGACUGUUUUUUCUACAUAACAGCAAAUAAACUA